This is a messenger RNA of Thlaspi arvense, 6735 nucleotides long. NCBI's taxonomy places the organism in Eukaryota, Viridiplantae, Streptophyta, Magnoliopsida, Brassicales, Brassicaceae. The record is from the annotation of a GenBank genome assembly.
GGUUUACAACCCCCGGUCUAGAUCAGCCAUAUAAUCAAAUUACUCGGUGCCUUCGUCUCUGUCAAUCUUUUUUUUUUUCCUUCUAGAGGAUAAUAAUAAUAAAAAUCCGCGAUAGACGACCCCUUUUCUUGUAGCUCGGCGUUACCAGACUCAACGAGUCGACUCGUCUCCCCCAAAUCACCCGCCGGUACCACCAUCUGAGCACUUCAUUAUUCAUAGCCCGGAUUUCUCCAUGGAGAUUUCCUCGGCCGAAUCGCUAUCCGUCUCUGGCGCGGCCGCUUCUGAGGUCGUAUCGGAACCGUCGGUAUCUUCUCCUUCAUCCUCGUCCCUGUCUGCUUCGUCCCCGAAUCAGGCCUCUUCCACCGCUUUCUCCACCAUGGAUCCCGCAGUUGCGACGACUGCAGGGUCGAGGUACGUUGAUGAUGACGAAGAUGAAGAGGACGUUUGCAGGAUCUGUAGAAAUCCAGGGGAUGCGGAUAAUCCGCUUCGGUAUCCGUGCGCCUGCAGCGGGAGCAUCAAGUUUGUGCACCAGGAUUGCCUCCUUCAGUGGCUUAAUCACAGCAACGCUCGUCAAUGCGAGGUUUGCAAGCAUCCUUUUUCGUUCUCCCCUGUGUAUGCUGAAAAUGCUCCCACAAGGCUUCCUUUCCAGGAGUUUGUAGUUGGCAUUGCGAUGAAAGCCUGCCAUGUUUUGCAGUUCUUCCUGCGGUUGAGUUUUGUGCUUUCUGUCUGGCUUCUCACUAUUCCUUUCAUUACGUUUUGGAUAUGGCGACUGGCAUUCGUGCGGAGUUUUGGUGAAGCUCAGAGGUUGUUCUUAAGCCACAUCUCCACCACAGUUAUCCUCACCGAUUGUUUGCAUGGCUUCUUACUGUCGGCUAGUAUCGUCUUCAUUUUCCUUGGAGCGACUUCAUUGAGGGAUUACUUUAGGCAUUUGCGAGAGUUGGGAGGACAGGAAGAGAGAGAAGAUGAAGGGGAGAGAAAUGGUGCUCGUGCUGCAAGAAGACCUGCUGGACAGGCUAAUAGGAAUCUCGCUGGAGACGGGAAUGGCGAAGAUGCUGGAGAUCAGGGUGCUGCUGCUGGUCAGAUCGUCAGAAGGAACCCUGAAAAUGUUCUGGCAAGGUUGGACAUACAAGCAGCCCGUCUCGAGGCUCAGGUUGAACAAAUGUUUGAUGGUUUGGACGACGCUGAUGGUGCAGAAGACGUUCCAUUUGAUGAGCUGGUUGGAAUGCAGGGUCCGGUGUUCCAUUUGGUUGAGAAUGCCUUUACUGUUUUGGCAAGCAAUAUGAUUUUCCUUGGUGUUGUGAUCUUUGUACCCUUCACAUUGGGACGGGUUAUAUUGUAUCAUGUGUCGUGGCUUUUUGCUGCUGCUAGAGGCCCUGCUGUGACCGCAUCGAUGCAUUUUAUAGAUUCUGGACUGUCAUUGGAAAAUAUAACUCUGAAGAGUGCGUUGACUUCUGUCUCAAAUUUGACCAACGAGGGUCAAGAAAAUGGACUGCUAGGUCAGCUCACGGAUAUGAUGAAAGUCAAUGGAAGUGAAUUGAAUGGAGCAAACAAUACGCUAUCUGUUGCUGCUGAUCUCUUGAAAGGUUCUGUUACUGGAUCAUCGAAGCUAUCUGAUGUUACAACUUUGACUGUUGGGUACAUGUUUAUAGUCUUUCUGGUGUUUCUUUACCUUGGGAUCAUUGCACUAAUUCGGUAUGCCAAGGGUGAGCCACUGACCGUUGGGAGAUUUUAUGGUAUUGCUUCUAUAGUAGAGGCUGUUCCAUCCCUCGUUAGGCAGUUCUUGGCAGCAAUGAGGCAUCUGAUGACUAUGAUUAAAGUUGCCUUUCUUUUGGUCAUCGAGCUUGGGGUCUUCCCCCUGAUGUGUGGGUGGUGGUUAGAUGUUUGUACGGUUAGGAUGUUUGGUAAAACAAUGUCCCACAGAGUACAGUUUUUAUCAAUUUCUCCACUGGCAAGCUCACUUGUUCAUUGGGUUGUUGGAAUCAUGUACAUGCUGCAAAUAAGCAUCUUCGUCAGCCUUCUUCGAGGGGUUCUUCGCCCUGGAGUUUUAUAUUUCCUUCGUGAUCCUGCAGAUCCUAAUUACAAUCCGUUCCGAGAUUUGAUUGAUGAUCCAGUACACAAGCAUGCACGGAGGGUUCUGUUAUCUGUUGCAGUGUAUGGGAGUUUAAUUGUCAUGCUGGUAUUUUUACCAGUCAAACUUGCGAUCCGGAUGGCUCCUUCAAUCUUCCCGCUAGACAUAUCUGUAUCCGACCCUUUCACUGAGAUUCCAGCCGACAUGCUCUUGUUUCAAAUAUGCAUACCAUUCAUUAUCGAGCAUUUUAGACUCCGGACCACAAUUAAGUCCCUUCUACGCUGCUGGUUCACCGGCGUCGGUUGGGCUCUCGGUUUGAAUGAUUUCCUCUUGCCAAGACCAGAGGACAACAUUGGCCAGGACAAUGGAAAUGGUGAACCAGGAAGGCAAAACAGAGCACAAGUAUUGCAGGUCGGUGGACCUGACAGGGCCAUGGCUGCGCUUCCAGCAGCUGAUGAUCCUAACAGAAAUCUUCUCCGCGCUGGGAGUGUCAACACAGGUGAGGAGUAUGAAGAUGACGAAGAGCAGUCUGAUUCAGAGUACAAUUUCGUGGUCCGGAUUAUCCUUCUUCUACUUGUUGCAUGGGUUACUCUUCUUCUCUUCAAUUCGGCAUUGAUAGUUGUACCAGUUUCUCUUGGGCGUGCUCUGUUUAGUGCCAUCCCAGUUCUCCCAAUAACGCAUGGCAUCAAAUGCAACGACCUGUAUGCUUUCGUCAUUGGCACAUAUGCCUUUUGGACUUCCAUAUCUGGGGCAAGGUAUGCUAUUGAGCAUGUCAAGUCGAAAAGGACUUCAGUCUUGCUUAACCAAAUAUGGAAAUGGUGUGGGAUUGUCUUCAAGAGCUCGGUGCUGUUGGCCAUAUGGGUUUUCAUCAUUCCGGUUCUGAUCGGACUUCUGUUUGAGCUUUUGGUGAUUGUCCCAAUGAGAGUCCCAGUAGAUGAAAGCCCUGUCUUCCUCCUGUAUCAAGAUUGGGCUCUUGGGCUCAUCUUUUUGAAGAUCUGGACUAGACUGGUAAUGCUGGAUCAUAUGCUUCCGAUAGUGGAUGAUAGCUGGAGAGCAAAGUUUGAGAGAGUAAGAGAAGAUGGCUUCUCAAGGCUUCAAGGGUUAUGGGUACUUAGAGAGAUUGUCUUCCCGAUCAUGAUGAAACUCCUAACAGCAUUAUGCGUGCCUUAUGUCCUGGCCAGAGGAGUGUUCCCAAUGCUCGGAUAUCCGCUUGUUGUGAACUCGGCGGUCUACAGAUUCGCUUGGAUAGGUUGUCUCUCGGUGAGCCUCUUUUGCUUUUGUGCAAAAAGAUGCCAUGUCUGGUUCAGAAACCUUCACAACUCUAUCCGCGAUGACCGGUAUCUCAUUGGUCGGAGGCUACACAACUUUGGGGAAGCUGCUUUGGCUAGCCAGAACCAAAACCAAAGCAGUGAGGAUGCAGGAGAUGGUGGGGUCCUGAUAGGGCGUGAGGGAGAUGCUGAUACUGGACUUAGGCUCAGACGUGCAAUCCAGCAAGAAGCUAUCUGCUCAACUCAGCUCGAGGUUCAGGCCUCUCCCUCCGCUUUCUCCACCAUGGAUCCCUCAGUUGCGACAGCGAAAGGAUCGAGCUAUAUUGAUGAUGAAGAAGAUGAAGAGGACGUUUGCAGGAUCUGCAGAUAUUCAGGGGAUGCGGACAAUCCGCUUCGAUAUCCGUGCGCCUGCAACGGGAGCAUCAAGUUUGUGCACCAGGAUUGCCUCCUUCAGUGGCUUAAUUACGGAAACGCUCGUCGAUGCGAGGUUUGCAAGCAUCGUUUUUCAUUCUCCCCAGUGUAUGCCGAAAAGGCUCCCACAAGGCUCCCUUUCGUGGAAUUUGUAGUUGGCGUUGCGAUGAAACCUUGCCGUUGCCGUGUCUUGCACUUGUUUCUCCGGCUGGCUUUUGUGCUUUCGAUCUGGUUUCUCGCUAUUCCUUUCAUUACAUUUUGGAUAUGGCGAUUUGCUUUUGUGCGGAGUUUUGACGAAGCUCAGAGGUUGUUCUUAUGCCACAUCUCCACCACAGCUAUUCUCAUCGGCUUCUUAUUAUCGGCCUGUGUUGUCUUCCUUCUCCGUGGAACGACUGCAUUGAGGGGUUACUUUAGGCAUUUGCGAGAAGAUGUACCGUUCUACGAGCUGGUUGGAAUGCAGGGUCCAGUGUUCCAUUUGGUUGAGACUGCCUUUGAUGUUCUAGCAAGCAAUGUGAUAGUCAUUGGCAUUGUGAUCUUUGUGCCCUUCACAUUAGGACGGUUUAUCUUGUAUCAGGUGUCCUCGCUUUUUGCUGCUAGAGACCUUCCCGUGACCGCAUCAAUGCAUCUUAUCGAUACUGGACUGUCAUUGGAAAAUAUAACUCUGAAGAGUGUGCUGACUGUUGUCUCAAAUUUGACUAACAAGGGCCAAGAAAACGGACUGCUUGGUCAGGUCAUGGAAAUGGUGAAAGUCAAUGGAGGUGAAUUGAAUGGAGCACACGAUACUCUAUCUGUUGCUGCUGAUCUCUUGAUGCUGUCUGAUGUUACAACUCUGACCGUUGGGUACAUGUUAAUAGUCUCUCUGGUGGUCCUUUACCUUGGGAUCAUUGCGCUGAAUCGAUAUGUCAAGGGUGAGCCACUGACUAUUGGGACCUUUUAUGGUAUGGCUUCUAUAGUAGAAACUGUACAAUCUCUCCUUAGGCAGUUCUUAGCAGCAAUGAGGCUUGGAAUCAGAGUCGCCUUUUCUCUGGUCUUUGGGUUUGGGGUUUUCCCCCUGAUGUGUGGGUGGUGGCUAGAUGUUUGCACGAUUAGGAUGUUUGGUAAAACAAUGUCCCACAGAGUAGAGUUUUUAUCAGUUUAUCCACUGGCGAGCUCAGUUGUUCAUUGGGUUGUUGGUCUGAUGUACUUUUGGCAAGUCUUCAUAUUCGAGAACCUUCUUCGAGAGGUUCUUCGCCCUGGAGUUUUGAAUUUCCUUAUAGAUCCUGCAGAAGAGGAUUAUACAUUUCAAGAUUUGAUUGGUGGUUCAGUGCGCCUGCUUGCUCGGGAUCUUUUAUUUGAAUCUGCAGAGUUUGGGUGUUUGAUUGUCAUGCUGGUAUAUUUACCUGUCAAACUUGCGCUAUGGAUGGCCCCUUCCAUCUUCCCGCUCGACAUAUCUGUAUCUGAUCCAUUCACUGAGAUUACUGCCAGCGUGCUUCUGCUUCAAAUAUGCAUACCACUUAUCAUCGAGCAUUUCGGACUCCAGACCACAAUUAAGUCCCUUCUACGUUGCUGGUUCACCGGUGUCGGUUGGGCGCUUGGUUUGACAAACUUCCUAUUGCCAAGACCAGAGGAAAACAUUGGUCAGGACAACAGAAAUGGUGAACCAGGAAGGCAAAACAGAGCACAAGUAUUGCAGGUCGGUGGACCUGACAGGGCCAUGGCUGCGGUUGCGGCAGCUGGAAAUGUCAAAACGGGCGAGGAAUAUGAAGAGGAUGAAGAACGAUCUGGUUCUGAGAACAGCUUUGUCCUCCGGAUAAUCACCCUUCUACUUGUUGCAUGGGUGACUCUUCUUCUCUUCAAUUCAGCAUUGAUAGUUGUGCCAGUCUCGCUUGGGCGUGCUCUAUUUAGUGCCAUCCCACUUCUCCCAAUAACUCACGGCAUCAAAUGCAAUGACCUGUAUGCUUUCGUCAUUGGCACAUAUGCCUUUUGGACUUCCAUAUCUGGGGCAAGGUAUGCUAUUGAGCAUGUCAAGUCGAAAAGGACUUCAGUCUUGCUUAACCAAAUAUGGAAAUGGUGUGGGAUUGUCUUCAAGAGCUCGGUGCUGUUGGCCAUAUGGGUUUUCAUCAUUCCGGUUCUGAUCGGACUUCUGUUUGAGCUUUUGGUGAUUGUCCCAAUGAGAGUCCCAGUAGAUGAAAGCCCUGUCUUCCUCCUGUAUCAAGACUGGGCUCUUGGGGUCAUCUUUUUGAAGAUCUGGACUAGACUGGUAAUGCUGGAUCAUAUGCUUCCGAUAGUGGGUGAUAGCUGGAGAGCAAAGUUUGAGAGAGUAAGAGAAGAUGGCUUCUCAAGGCUUCAAGGGUUAUGGGUACUUAGAGAGAUUGUGUUCCCGAUCGUGAUGAAACUCCUAACAGCAUUAUGCGUGCCUUAUGUCCUGGCCAGAGGAGUGUUCCCAAUGCUCGGAUAUCCGCUUGUUGUGAACUCGGCGGUCUACAGAUUCGCUUGGAUAGGCUGUCUCUCGGUGAGCCUCUUUUGCUUCUGUGCAAAACGAUGCCAUGUCUGGUUCAGAAACCUUCACAACUCUAUCCGUGAUGACCGGUAUCUCAUUGGUCGGAGGCUACACAACUUUGAGGAAGCUUCUUACUGCGCGAAACGAUAAACGAAAACUAAUACCAAAACCAAAACAGUGAGGAUGCAGGAGAUGGUGGUCUGUUGAUAGGACGUGAAGGAGAUGCUGACCUGAUACUGGACUUAGGCUCCGACGUGCAAUCCAACAAGAAGCUUAGAAUGAAUAGUGUUAACUAAUGUACAGUAGCAUUUCUUAUUAGAUUAGGCUAUCUUAAUAUUUCUUAUUAAAGCAAGUUCUAAUUCACAGACAAUAGGUAAAUUAAAAGUGAGUUGUAGUCUACUGAUUCACCCUAUUAUAAUCUUGAUUUGUUCAGAAUUUUACUAAUGUUUUUUCAUUCCACAGAUCAUACAUGUACACUACAAAAUUUGAAUUUGAGUAAAGAUAUUGCG